Messenger RNA from Ctenopharyngodon idella (grass carp), 4849 nucleotides. It is a transcript of the gene blk, whose product is annotated as BLK proto-oncogene, Src family tyrosine kinase. Gene Ontology annotation, biological process: protein phosphorylation; cell differentiation; cell surface receptor protein tyrosine kinase signaling pathway. The transcript is spliced from 15 exons. The coding region runs from base 357 to 1829 and encodes 490 amino acids. Lineage: Eukaryota; Metazoa; Chordata; Actinopteri; Cypriniformes; Xenocyprididae. Gene Ontology annotation, molecular function: signaling receptor binding; non-membrane spanning protein tyrosine kinase activity; ATP binding. Gene Ontology annotation, cellular component: extrinsic component of cytoplasmic side of plasma membrane. The record is from RefSeq and is a predicted model, not a curated record.
ACUACUGAUCUCUGUUUAUCUCUUUCAACUAAUGUGGUCUCUCAGGGCACAUGACGGGCCUUGAAUGCAGAUUGUGUGUGUGUGUGUGUGUGUGUGUGUGUGCAGUAGAUGGUCUGACUGAAUAUGUCUUUGUAUGUGUCUGAAAGAUAGAAGUACUCUUGAUUUAGUUCAGAAAUUAAGAAUCUGCUGAAAUUGGAUUAUUAAAUAUAUUAUAGGCCACACAAAAUUGAAUAUUUUCAUCCAAUGGAAUCUGUUUUCAUAUCACAAGGCACCCAGUAUGAAGACCUUUCUGAAUUUCUUCUGGACUAUUACUGACCGAGUCGAGAACAGCGGAGACUGACAGCGGUGAAUAUAGGAUGGGUUGUGCUUGUAGUGGCCAGAAACAUCGCAAAGACUCAAAGGGUAAAGGCCAUGGACAUCAUAAUUCAUCAAACUCUAACGCAUCUCAUUUGUCAAGAGAUCACAGGAAGCAAAGCAGCAAUCAAGAUGAAGACAUUGUUAUUGCUCAAUAUGACUUCCAGCCUGCGAGUGAUCAUGAUCUUCAAUUCAAAAAAGGGGACAGACUCAAGGUUAUUAAGGAGACUGGUGAAUGGUGGUUGGCGAAGUCUUUGGACACAGGAUAUGAGGGAUAUAUUCCAAGUUCAUACGUGGCAAGAGCACAAACGUUGGAGGUGGAGAGAUGGUUUUUCAAGGGCAUGAGUCGCAGAGACACAGAGCGUCUUCUGUUGGCGCCAGGAAACAAACCUGGUUCAUUUCUUGUGCGCGAAAGUGAAACAACCAAAGGUGCUUUCUCUCUGUCUGUAAGAGACUCCACUCCAGAGCAAUGUGAUGUGGUCAAGCACUAUAAGAUCCGAGCCCUCGAUAAUGGUGGCUUUUACAUCUCUCCCUCCACGACCUUUUCUUCUCUUCAGGAUCUAGUGAAGUAUUACUCCAGGACAGCGGAUGGUUUGUGCCAGAGGCUUGGAAGUCCCUGUAAAUCCACCACCCCUCAGAGACCCUGGGCUCAAGAUGAGUGGGAGAUUCCCAGAGAGACUCUGAAGAUGGUGAAUAAACUUGGUGCCGGACAGUUUGGAGAAGUGUGGAUGGGGUAUUACAAAAACAGCCAGAAAGUGGCCAUCAAGACUUUGAAAGAAGGCACCAUGGAGCCAGCGGCCUUCCUACAGGAGGCCAAUCUGAUGAAGCAGCUCAAGCAUGACAGACUGGUGAAAUUACACGCUGUCGUCACCAAAGAGCCCAUCCUGAUCGUCACAGAAUACAUGGCUAAUGGAAGCUUGUUAGACUUUCUGAAGACAGAUGAUGGACAUAAAUUAAAACUUCCCAAGCUGAUUGAUAUGGGUGCUCAAAUUGCGGAGGGCAUGGCUUACAUAGAGAGGAAAAACUACAUUCACAGAGAUCUGCGUGCCGCUAAUAUUCUCGUCUCGGAGACCCUGCACUGUAAAAUAGCAGACUUCGGCCUCGCCAGGAUCAUCGAAUCUGAAUACACUGCACAGGAAGGUGCAAAGUUCCCUAUUAAGUGGACGGCCCCUGAGGCCAUCAACUUUGGUACUUUCACCAUCAAGUCAGACGUCUGGUCCUUUGGAGUUCUUCUGACAGAGAUUGUCACAUAUGGCAGAGUACCGUAUCCAGGCAUGACGAAUCCGGAGGUGAUCCGUAACCUCGACAGGAGCUACAGAAUGCCGUGUCCGGAUGGAUGUCCAGGAGAGCUCUAUGACAUCAUGCUGAAGUGCUGGAAGGAAAGGCCCGAGGACAGACCCACCUUUGAGCACCUACAGGACACACUCAAUGACUUUUUCAUUGCUACUGAGGGCCAGUACGAGAUGCAACCAUAGCCUCCAUUCAGAAACUGUAUGAAUGAAUAGAUGAACUAUAAAGAGGAUGUACUAAAAACACAUUGGAAUGAAAGGACUAAACCCCGGACCAAAAGAUGGAUUAUGGGGAAUAUACUAAGAGCAGGGGUAGCCAACCCCUUCCUGAAUUCACUUCCAAUCCAACCUGUUAAGGCCCGUUCACACCAAGAACGAUAACUGUAAAGAUUACAGACCAAUUUGGAGCAGACGUCAGCGGUAAAAACAGCGGUAACAAGUGGAGGAAAAUGGGCAAAAUCCACAGAAUAAGAGAGAAAUGUUUUGUUGUGCCUUUGGAUGUCAGAAUCGGAAUGCAAAAAAUAUAGUCUUCAUUUUUAUAGAAUGCCGUCGUUGAAGAUGCCCUUUGAAGCUAAACGCAGAUGUUUAUUAAGUCACAGACUGGACUGAUGAAACCUAGUCUACUAUUAAAGCAUGAAUUUGAUGUAAACAGUAAGUCUACAUAAUAGUCACAGUUCAUAGGGGACAGUUAAAGCAUGAAAUAAUAUUUAAACCUAUAACAUUUUACAUAGAUAACUUAUUUAUCUCACAAUUCUGACUUUUUUUUCUUGCAUUUGCAUUUUUAUAUGCCCCAGUUUGGACUUUAUAACUUGCAAUUGUGAGUUUAUAUCACAAUUCUGAGGGAAAAAAGUCAGAAUUGCACGAUAUAAACUCACAAUUAUGAGCAAAAAGGACAGAAUAACGAGUAUAUUUCACAAUUCUGUUUUUCCUUCUAAAAACUGAGAUAUAAACUUGGAUUUCCUAGAAAAAAAAGUCAGAAUUGUGAGAUAUAAACUUGAAAUUAACUCUUUAAAAAAAAAAAAAAUUAUUCUGUGGCUUCUAUAGAGUACCUCAGGGAUGACGUGUUUUUGUAGGCCAACCCGGAAGUUAGCGGUGCACGGGUUCCCUCGAUCAAAAGCCUAUGCAUUUUUCCCAUAGACUUUUAGAAAAUCGCAAAAAAUAAGCUCUGUGUUUAACAAAGGGUUAUGACACUUGCACGUUUUGUCUAUCAAGAUAAUCUUUAGAAGUUAAUACAACAUUUAUACAUUUUGAAGCCUAAAUAAAGUCGUCAGAUAUAAAAAGCUAAUAGGCUAUAAACGGACUACAGCACACCCUGGUCGCGGAUCAACGUCACCACCACCAAGCUUCCUCAAACUUUAUUUAGAAAACAACUUUAUUUAAAAACAUGUUCGCUGAUUAUGAUCUGUGCUGUGUAUGAAUACUUAUCCACUUUUUCAUGAGAAAUUCUGUCCAAAUGUCCUGUUUGUCAUGAUGACGUCUAAAGUCCCCACCAAAGGAAGUAGUCCCUUUUAGCAAUUUGUUAGCAACCGCUGUUUUUAAGACACAAUAAAGGUUUUAAAAAAAUCACAAGCGGGUUAUAACUGGUGUGUUUUAUGUCAUAGAUCAAAACAUGAAAAUAUUUAGAGGCUUUGUUAACCACACACCUUAUUUCAGGCGAUUUAGCAAAAACCCAUUCAAAAAACCCAUAGAAUUUAGGGCGAUGGAACCGGAAGUCCUAAAAUGCUAACUGGCUUCCAGGUUUUGCCUACAAAAACACGUCAUCCCUGAGGUACUCUAUAGACCUUAUGCGCCAGAGAAACAAGCGCACCGCCAUCUUUUUUAUAAUAUUGUCUUUAAACUUCCGUUUUCGCGGUAGCUCUUUAUAUUUCUAUAGCAUUGCUGUCAAAGAAUAAUUAGCUGGUGAAGUGGAUUUACUUGUUGUAGAGUUAAUGAAAGUUAUCGUGAGCAUUGUGAUGUUUAAAGCAGAUGUCUUAACAAAUGUCAGUCGACCGGGAGGAUUAUAAAACGAGCAGUUCAUUCAUAAAUACGUAAGUUCGCUGUGGAAAUACAAACCGGAAGACAAAAGACAACGAGCGCAGCGCUGAAAAGGGGCGGGGACUGCUACUGCAGAACGGUCAUUUUCUGCCACCAGGUAGGCUCCGCCCACAAAACACAUGAUCGCUGUUUGCAAACACAUAUUGGCUCACGCGCUGCAGUUUCAAAGUGUGUACAACAUGUAAUUUGGGUUCUUGUUGCAUUGACACGGCUUUAACCAGCAGAUGUCCUCAGCAUGCUAUGUUUCGAGUGAAUAGCUAGCGUAAUCGAUCUAAUCUAACAGUGAAUUUAGCUGAAGAAGUCAAUAUAGUGGAAUAAAAACAACACCUAAUCUUUUUCUCUGCAACUUCAAAGGACGUAAGACAAUGUUGUCGAAACUAGCGCGGGAAACCUGAGGUAAUUUUAUGAUUUUUUUGGACCUCUGCAACGUCGUCUGCCAUUUUAAAUGCGCGAGCCCUUACAUUACAAUGGAUUCUGAUUGGCUGUGGCUACAUGCAACCAAAUUAUCCGUUAGUAGUCGGAUUGAUUGCUUAAUCGGACUGAAAAACCUUCAUGUAAACACCUUAAUCGAUCCGAUCGAGUGAAAUUGUGGUUAUUGUGCGCAAACAGCUGGAAACUCUGUAUAUUAGUGUAGUGUGUGUGCAUGUCAAAAAAUCAAUUCCGAUUAGAAGCUUGUGAUAUAAACAGUGUUUUAUCGUUCAACAGCUGGAAAAAAAAUCGUUCUGAAAGUGAUGCCAAUAAUAGGCCUAUCAUUCCUCUAUAUUGUUAUUGUUAUAGCUGUGGUGUGGACUCUGCAAUUCUUUUGUAUUUAGAACGAUUUUUGGAACUAUAUCUUUAUCGUUCUAGUUAUCGUUCUUGAUGUGAACGGGCCUUUAAACCUUGAUCACCUUGAUUAGCUGGUUCAGGUGUGUUUGAUUAGUGCUGAACUCUGCAGAGUUGGAGAACCCUGUACUAGAGCAACAACAAGAUUGCCUCCUUGUGUAUCUGUAAAUAUGUUUUUUUUACACUCAUAUCAAUGUUGUCAAGGUUUAGUGUAUUUCUAAGAUUUGUUUUGUUUUGUUUUGUUGUUGUCUUAGUAUAUUUUAUAAGUCAUCAUGAAAUCAAAAUGGACAAUUCUUAUUAUUUUUUGGAAUAUUGCAGUAUUUAUUAUAAAUGAUUUUUCCUGCACAUUA